Molecule: messenger RNA, 2334 nt
Organism: Striga hermonthica
Lineage: Eukaryota; Viridiplantae; Streptophyta; Magnoliopsida; Lamiales; Orobanchaceae
Source: the annotation of a GenBank genome assembly
AUGGGAGGUUCAGACAAUUUUGAGGCUCACACAUUAGAAGAAGCCCAUAAAGGAGUGGCUUGCAGCAACAGUUCAACAUCACGGGCCGAAGGCAAAGAGGCACAAUCAGAUUCUAAUCUAUUCAGGCAAGGAAAACAAAGGAUUAGAAAUUUCGAAAGUCUUGAUAAUAACAAGUACACUCCAUACUCGCGUGACCUCGCUCGUAACAGAAAUCCGCAUAUCAAUCGCGGCCCGGAGUAUGUCCAUCUUCCGGACGAGCCAUUGAGGCCGAGGCCCGUUAUGGACCAUUGGGGUGUGGCUUCUGGGCCGGGCUACGGGCCUUCUAGAGACUUCUCUGCACAAAUGAGGUUCGGCGAUUACCGGUACUUUGACGAGGGGCAGUCAAGUUACGACACGGACUCUUAUUACAACCGAGGUGAAAGAAACAGCCGGUACCGAGGCCCGAUAGAGGAUUUGGAGAAUGGCCGGGCCGAGCUCAUAAGGAGGCUCGAUGAGCUGAAAGAUCAGAUAAGCCGAUCAUGCGAAAUCUCGGACAAAUCCAACGAGCAGAGGUCCUCUGAUCCUUACGGUAAACCUCGAUCGUCCUAUAACUACCCGAAAAACCUGAAUAAGCAGCCGCUCGUUCCUGAUGAUGUGGGCUCACAGUAUUUUGUCGAGCCCCGUGAGUACGUACCUUACAAAACAGAUAGGUAUAGUUCACGUCCGGUUGACUCGUAUCAUGAGAGGAGGUACCCACAUGAGUUCAUGCACUAUUCAGGUGCAUACAAGCCCGAAAUUCUCCAUGGACCUCCUUACGGCCCGCACUCUCAGUAUCAUGGUCCAAGUCACGAUCAUUUCAUGUUGAACCGUCAUGAAAAUUUUCUCCAUCAGCCCGCAUGCUCCUGCAUGCAUUGCUAUGAUAAGAGCUGGCCCGGCCCUCCUAAAGGGCCCGAUCAUCUUGGCCAGAACAACCCAAGGUUUCAUAAUGAACCAUCUAAUAAUCCCAAUCAUAGAGGGUCGAAUUUACGAGCACGGGGCCCUCAUAAGUCGAUGUCCGUGAAUUCUAACGACGUGGAUUCUGAUAAUGACGGUUUGAAUUAUUACCACCGGCCGAGGAAAUUCUUGGCGGGAAAUAAUAAAAGCGGGCGAGCCAGUCGGCCGGUGGCUGGGGGUGCACCUUAUAUAGCGUGUGGUAAUUGCUUCGAGGUGCUUAAAAUUCCGACGAGACGCAUUUUAUUGGUCGAAAGUCAGCAGAAGCUGAAAUGUGGGGCUUGUUCCUCGAUUAUUGUGUUUGAGCUUGGGGACAAUGGGGGGUUUGUUGUGUCGACAUCUGUGCAAGUAAUGGCCAAGAAGAUGGACGAGGGCUCGAGCGGGACUUUGGAUGAGAACGCGAGAUAUCUGAAUGGUGGGUCAAAUAGUAGAGCAAUUGUGAACGAAUAUGAAGAUUUUUUUGAAGAUCGAAUUUUUUCGACUGACGACAAGAAGUCGAAGAACUCUCUCGUGUCCGAAAAGCAGCUCGAUCAGCUUUCAUCGGCUUCGAGUCUUUCUCACGAUGGCCAAAUGGAAGUGAAGUCUUUGCCAGAUAAAGAUUUGCCUCCCGAUGAUCAGAAUAUAACGGUCAACCGUUUUGAUCGAAGGAACAAAAGUCAAAGGCCCGAGCAGGAGAAAAUUUCUCUCGAGCGGGCAGCAUCACAGCAGAAAUCUGUGAAGAAUUAUGAUGGUGUGGCAACUGAGAUGGACGUGUCUUUGAACGAGUUUUCGAAUAGCUGUGUCUCUCAGGACUCGGUGGAAAUUAGUAAAGAAGCUAAUAAACCCAAGGCUAAUAAAGGGGGGGACUCAUUCUUUGCGGGUCUUAUCAAGAAGGGCCUCAAGGACUUCAAAAAGCCUAACCAUGGUUUAGAAGCCGGAGGCCUGCAGGUUUAUGUGAACGGGCAUUUCAUACCUGAUAGUGUGGUUAAGAGGGCUGAGAAAUUAGCCGGGCCAAUUCAACCCGGAGAAUACUGGUACGAUAAGCGCGCUGGAUUUUGGGGUGUGAUGGGUCAUCCUUGCCUUGGUAUAAUCAUGCCAAACAUUGAAGAAUUCGAUUAUCCAAUGCCCGGUAACUGUGCUGCUGGGAAUACGGGAGUUUUUGUGAAUGGGCGUGAGCUUCACCAGAAAGAUCUUGAUUUGCUUGUCAGCAGAGGCCUUCCCAUCACUAGAAACAGAUCUUACUUUAUCGAGAUUACUGGGAGAGUUGUUGAUGAACAAACCGGAGAAGAACUUGACGGUUUAGGCAAACUUGCCCCUACGGUCGAGAGGGCCAAGCAUGGAUUCGGCAUGAAAGUUCCCAGGUGCUUAGCUCAAUCAAAGAAUUAA